Messenger RNA from Apodemus sylvaticus (European woodmouse), 4757 nucleotides. RefSeq names its product G protein-coupled receptor associated sorting protein 1 (gene Gprasp1). The record is from RefSeq and is a predicted model, not a curated record. The transcript is spliced from 2 exons. Bases 384 to 4400 code for a protein of 1338 amino acids. Lineage: Eukaryota; Metazoa; Chordata; Mammalia; Rodentia; Muridae.
GACUCUGCAGUCAGUCAGCUGUUGGUCUUAUAACACCACUUGAACACAGAAAAGAGGGGAGAACUGCACCACAUCCUUGAAGAUCACCUGCAGUGGCUGAUCGGUGGUGCUGAGGUUGCUGCUGAGCAGUGCAGUCAACGGGUCUGCGACCACCUAGGACCUGCCAGCUGAUUUCAGCUCUUCUGCACUGUAUCUGUGUUAUUGACUGAGACUGCUUGGGUAGGAGCCUUCUUGAGUGCUGAACUGUCAUUUCAGGCUAAUUCUUUUCAAUCUCAUACCCUAACUUAUCAAAGAUCGUCGUGAAGAGCUCUCCUGUAACAGAUCUCUAGUGAAGGUUCACUGUUGUUAAGUGGUAUACAGUGGAGCUUUAUUUAACUUCUACUAUGACUAGGGCAGAGGUUGAGCCUGGUGCCCAGGCAAAGGCUGAAAAUAAGCCUGGGGAUGAGAAUGCCAGUGUUGCUGAAGCAGAGCCUGAAGUCCCAUUGGUGGUCAGACCCAAGGUUAGGACACAAGUAAUGCCUGGAGCAAGGCCCAAAGUGAAGCCUAAGGGUACCCCUGGAGCAAGACCUAAAGGUGAAAGCAGUUCACCAGGUGGGGCAUAUGCUAAAUGUAAACCCAAGGCAAUCCCUAUUUCACGAUCCAAGCAUGAUGCCCAAGUCUGGGUCCCCAGUAAGUUUCGUGGAGAGUCCAUGUCAAAGAUGGGAAAGCAGUGUCAGAUGAGUGCUCCAGAUGUUCCACUGGUCAGUAAUGAUUCUGGGAUGUUUGCUCAAGCCAAGUGCCUGUCUGUAGAUAGAGAACUUGCUAAUAUGGAUACUGAGAGUAUUCCCAAAAAGGCUAAUUCUCCAGCAGGAUUCCAGCCUCCAUUUGGCUCAGAGGAGGGAACGAAUAUGGGGCCCUGGUACCGUCCCAGGCCCGUCCCCAAAGGAGAGGCAUAUGAGAAUUCCGAUUUUAAGUGGGGAGAUAAAUCCUCAGGAAGUUCCUCCUUUUGGAACAGAGAUGAAGCCAGUACAAGAUUUCGUCCUAGGAAAAGCAUGAAGGCCAAUUCCAGGUUCAGGCACAUGGUCAAACAAGAGGCAAAUGCCAUGCCUAGGCACAAAACCAAACAAGAGUCCUAUAACACUUCCAGUUCUGAUUCUGAGGAUGAGUCUGGUAAGACUCCUUGGUUCUGGGCCAAAGACAAGACCAAAGUCUGGUCUAGACCCAAAGAAGAGCCCAACACUAGGUCCUGGUUUAGGUCUAAGAAAGAAGUCCGUGUUGAAUCCAGUUCUGGGUCUGAAAGUGAAAAUCAUACAAAAUCUUUGUAUUGGUCUGGAGAAGAGGCUAAAUCUAGGUCCAAACCCAGAGCCAGGAAAGGGGUCAAUAUGAGGGCCAGGCACCAGGCCAAGCGAGAAGCUUAUAGUGAUGUCAUGUCUGGAUCGGUAGAUGCAAAUAAGAAAGAGUCCUGGUUCUUGCCUGAAGAGAAAGCUAAUGCUUUUUCAAAGUCUAAGACAAAGAAAGAGCCCAGGACCAGAGCAGCACUAAGGGAAGAAGUUAAAACUAAAGCCAGACCAAGUACCAAACAAGAAGCCAGGCCAGAGGAGGAAGUUCUCGUUGGGGCUUGGUUCUGGGACACCCAUGAGUCCACUAUGGGGGAUAGGCUAAGCAUGAAGACCACUGUCAUAGAAGAGGAGCCCAUUGUUGGAGACUGGUUCUGGAGUGAAGAAGAAACCAGUGUGGACUCUGAGACUGGUCAUAAAUCCAGACCAAAGGCUAAGGAGGAACAAGUUAGUAGAUUCUGUUUAGGGUCUGGAAAGAAGACUAUUAUGGAAAGUGGGCCAAAGGCUAGUAUGCCAGUAGCUAAGGAUGAUGAGGUCACUAUUGGGUCCUGGUUCUUGGCAGAAGAUGAAGAGAUCAGCUUACAGGCUGAUGAUGAGUCUAUUUUUGGAUCUUGGUUCUGGGGCACUGGUGAGAACAGCAUUAGAUCUGGUGGAGCCAGUUAUGAGAAGAUGCCAAAGCCUGGAGAAAAAGAAGUUACUGAUUCCUGGUUCUGGGCUGGAGAAAUCAAUCCUGAGGCUGAAGAACAGGCUGGGCCAGUAUCUACAAAAACAACAAUCUUUGUGCCUUGGUUUUGGUCUGAAAAGCAGCCACAUUUAGGGACUGAACCUUGCUCUGACAUCAUGGCAGGAGCUGAGGAGGAGCCCAUAAUUGGGCCCUGGUUCUGGGCUAAAGUAGAUAAUAGUGUGGAGGCUGAAGUUAACAGUAAGUCUAGCCUUGAGGAUGAGGAAGAACCCAUUAGAUCACCUUGGUUUGGGGCCAGAGAACAACCCGAUGUGAAGUAUGCAUCUGGUGUCAGAUACAAGCCUAUGGCAGAAGCUGAGGAUGCUAACAAAAAGUCUUGCGUCUGGGCAAAAGAACCCUGUUUGUAUCCUACCAAUAGAGAAUGCUUGAAAUCUACUCUGGGAGAAAAAGAGGACACUGUUGAUCCAUGGCUGUGGUCCAGUAAUUAUCCAAGGACCAAGACCAUCACAGGGUCCUGGCUUUGGGCUGCAGAAGAGGGAAAUAUAGAUGAUGAGACUGGAGAAAAGAUCAAACUGCCAACUUUAGAGGACAGUGCAUUCAAUUCUUGGUUCUGGAAAGAAAAUGAAGAAACCAUUGUAAAGGCUCCCAACAGAGAAGAAUCCAGGCCAGAAGCGGAAGAGGAAGACAUUAUUGGUUCUUGGUUUUGGGCUGGGGAUGAAGACAAGUUUCAGCCAGCUGCUACAAUUGAUGAAGAGAACAAGAUAACAUCUGAAGAUGAAGAUACAGUUGGAUCCUGGUUCUGGGGCAAUGAAGAGGCCAGUCUCGAGGCAGUGAGAAGGGGUAAUUUUGAGUCUGCUCCUGGGAUUAAGGAAGAGAAAGUUACUAGGUCAUGGUUCUGGACUGAUAAGGUCAAAAUAGGUGCUGGGUCACAGACUGUUGAAACUGGGUCAGAAACUGAAGAGGAGGCAAUUUUUGAGUCUUUGAUCUGGGCUGCAAAAAAAGACAGUAUGCAAUCAGGAGUAAAGUGUGUGUCCAAGCCAAAAGAUGAGGGUGAAAUGGCUGUUGGGUCCUGGCUCUGGUCUAGUGAUAAGGCUGCAGAAGGAUCUAAAACUGUGAUUGUCAGUGAAUCCAGUCCAGAAAAUGGGAAAGAGUCAAUUGCUAAGUUUGGGUCAAGGGCAAAAGAUCAGGUGAUUAACAAGACUGGCAGUGGUGACAAUUGUAAAGUUAGUACAGAAGCUGAAACCAUAGUGGGAUCCUGGUUCUGGGAAGGAGAUGAAGCUAGCUUUGAAUCAAAUCCUGUACCUGUAUGCAAGGCCAUUUGUGAACCUGAGUCUUCAACUGAGCAGGAACCUGAUCCAUCCCGCAGGCCUCAGAGCUGGGAUGAGGUCACUGUUAAGUUUAAGCCUGGUCCAUGGGGAAAAGCUGGCUUCCCAUCCAUAAACCCCUUCAGAUUCCCCAAAGAAGCAGCAUCUCUGUUUGCAGAAAUGUUUGGGGGAAAGCCUAAGCUUGUGGAAGUUCCUCCAGAAGGGGAGCCUGAACCUGAGUUCCCAUUUCAGUAUGAUCCCUCUUACCGGUCCGUCCGGGAAAUUCGGGAGCAUCUUAAGGCCAGGGAAAGUGCACAGCCUGAGAAUUGGUCUUGCAACUGCAUCCAGUGUGAGCUUAGAAUUGGUUCUGAGGAGUUUGAGGAACUUCUUUUAAUGAUGGACAGAAAUCGUGACCCUUUUAUCCAUGAGAUAUCUAAAAUUGCAAUGGGCAUGAGAAGUGCUUCUCAGUUUACCCGAGAUUUCAUUCGAAACUCGGGCGUUAUCUCACUGAUUGAAGCCUUGCUUAACUAUCCAUCCACCCGAGUUAGGACAAGGUUUUUGGAAAGUAUGAUUCGCAUGGCUCCACCUUAUCCAGACCUAAACAUGAUUGAGACAUAUGUGUGUCAGAUUUGUGAGGAUACCUUUGAUUAUGACUUGGAUUGCUCUGAGCAGUUGUCUGGAUUGACAAUGCUUACACACCUCACUGCUACUUUUGACUAUCACAAAGUGGUUAUCAAUUACUUGGCUGGGUUUUUCUACUUACUGAAUUCAGGCAAUACCAAAACAAGGUUUCAUGUUCUGAAACUGCUACUGAAUCUGUCUGAAAACAUUGUCGUGACAAAACGCCUACUUGUUACUGAUUCAGUGUCAGAAUUUAUGGACCUUUUAAAUAGGGAGGAGUCAGAUGAAAACAUUCAAAUUGUUUUUGCAAUAUUUGAGACUAUCAGUAAACUUAUUCAAAAAGAGGCACUGUUUGCUGAUGAUGAUGAUGAUGAGGAUACAGCGAUGAAUCUUGAACCCUAUAUUUCUGCAUUCCGUGAGGCUGAAAAAACUGCCAAGGAACUAAAACACAAACCUGAAAAUCAAAACGUACUCUGAAGCAGAACAAAACAAGUAAUUUGAUUAGCUAUUUGCCUCUGGUUGUCCUUGUGUUCCUCAGUCAUCUGACCCUCAAAUAAUGCUUUGCUUUCCCAGCUGAUUCCUUGUUUCAGUGUACCUCUUUAAUGCUGAUGGUAAUUAUGCCCAACCCUGUGUAAUCUGUAUCAUUGUUCUGAUGCCAAAUGAAGAUACAACUGAAAACAUAUGACACUUGUUGAUGACGCUUGUUUUGUUGAUUGUGAUGUUCAGUAUUUGAGUGUAAAGUGAACUGAGCCGUUGUAAAUAAGAUACCCUUCUAAAUGUUGUUCUCAUGUAUAUUUAAGUCGUGUGCUUCAAUAAAGUUCUAUGUGAAAGUGA